Molecule: messenger RNA, 1212 nt
Organism: Calypte anna (Anna's hummingbird)
Lineage: Eukaryota; Metazoa; Chordata; Aves; Apodiformes; Trochilidae
Product: lysosomal acid lipase/cholesteryl ester hydrolase
Exons: 9
Coding region: 4-1212 (402 amino acids)
Molecular function (GO): hydrolase activity, acting on ester bonds
Source: RefSeq, a predicted model, not a curated record
AAGAUGUGGUGUCUCCUCCUGCUGCUCUGCUCCCAGGGAAUUGCUUUCUCAGCAGGAUCCACAACGCUCUUCACUCCAGAUUCGGACAAACGCCAGUACAGGAAAACUCCCAACCCCGAAUGCUUUAUGAAUGUUAGUGAAAUUAUCAGAUACCAUGGAUACCCCAGUGAGGAAUACCACAUUACCACAGAGGAUGGAUACAUCCUUGCUGUUUACAGAAUUCCUGCUGGGAGGAACAGCCACAAUAAAGGAAAAAAGCCUGCAGUCUUGCUACACCAUGGCAAUUUAGGAGAUGCUACCCACUGGAUUUCUAACCUGCCCAACAACAGUCUGGGCUUCCUCCUCGCAGAUGCUGGCUAUGACGUCUGGCUGGGAAACAGCCGAGGGAACACCUGGUCUUUAAAACACAAGACCCUUAAGCCCUGCCAGAAGGAGUUCUGGCAGUACAGUUUCGAUGAAAUAGGUAAAUAUGAUAUUCCAGCAGAGUUGUAUUUCAUCAUGAAUAAAACUGGACAGAAGGAUGUAUACUAUGGUGGUCUCUCCGAAGGCUCUGCAAUAGGCUUCAUAGCAUUUUCUACUUACCCUGAGCUGGCUCAAAGGAUUAAGGUAUUCUUUGCCUUGGCACCAGUAACUACAACCACGUAUGCUACCAGUCCUAUGAUUGAAUUUUCACGUCUUCCCCAGUCACUGAUCAGGCUGCUACUUGGCUGCAAAGGAGCUCUUCAUCAGAAUGAACUGCUGAAAGGACCUGUGACAUGGUUCUGCAGACAUCUGGGAAAACUUUGUGGCAGUAUGUUUGGCUACUUAGCUGGGAACAGAGUACAAAAUAUGAACACGAGUCGAGUAGAUACAUACAUAGCACACUCACCUGCUGGAACUUCAGUUCAGAACAUUCUUCACUGGCAUCAGAUAGAACAUGCAGACCAGUUUCAAGCUUAUGACUACGGCUCUAAGGAAAACAUGAAGAAAUACAACCAGUCUACUCCUCCUGCAUACAAGAUAGAGAAGAUAAGCACCCCAACUGCUGUUUGGAGUGGUGGACUGGACAAAUUUGCAGAUCCGAAAGACAUGGCAAAGCUGCUUCCUCGGAUUACUAAUCUCAUUUACCAUGAGCAUUUUCCUACUUGGGGACACCUUGAUUUCAUCUGGGGUCUUGAUGCAACUGAGAAAAUGUAUCAUAAAAUCAUUGAAAUAAUGAAAAAACACCCAUAA